Messenger RNA from Anisakis simplex (herring worm), 3285 nucleotides. Lineage: Eukaryota; Metazoa; Nematoda; Chromadorea; Rhabditida; Anisakidae. The record is from the annotation of a GenBank genome assembly.
AUGUGUGAUAACAGCUUUGCUUUGCCGACAUCACCACUGCCACCUGACGAUAGUUUACUUCCGAAUAAUGGCUUCAGUCGAACUGCAGUCGCGCUUGGAACACUUCGUGUGGCCGUCGGAAACGCUUUCGAUGAUGUUUGGUACGACAUGGAACGUUUUCAGAUGGAUCAUAUCUCCGAGGUGAUAAACAAGUUAGAUGAGGGUGAAAUAGACGAUGAAAUAUGGGGGAAAAUCAUCAUCAUGGAACGGGGACGACGCAUUGCGAAAGCAUAUUUAAGAAACACAACGAUAAUUGUUGAUGGUGGUGAAGAGGAGUUCGAUGGUCAAACGCUCGGUUUCAAUCAUUUCGAGAAUGCGUUUCGUGAUGAACACACCAGCGAACUCCGCAGCAAGAUCGGUGAUGGUGUAAUCAUCAAGAUGGACAAUCAAGGAAAUAUCAAAGCGAUGGCACGAGGAUCUACACCGAUAAUAGUGCAAGGCACAGCAGAGCCUCGACUUACAUGCAUACCCGAGAAGUUGAUCAAGCAACAGGGACGACUCAAAACGAAUCACGAUCAAGCGAUUGGGGGCACCGAUGAAGAGCGCAUCGCCAAGAUUUUCGACAUCCGCCGAUUCAAGUCAUCAAUAGCUGAUGAAAUGAACAAACCAAUCCCAAACAGACGCGAGCUGCUGCUCAAGUCUUGUGUUCGAAUUGCGCUCGUCAAAGAUGGUGGUAGUGAUCCGAUGAAGACACCGUGCUGGUUCAUGAUCAUCAAUUUGGUUGCACUCGACAUGCUCAAAACGAAACUUCCCAACGCACUAAAUUUUCUUUCUCAGGAAGCAGAUCGGGACCUGUCCGGUCGAGAGCCAUUCUCGAAAAUGGAAAGCUUAUUGUCGUUGUUGACAACCUCUGCAAAAAAACCUCUCUCUCAAGAAGCCCUCCAAGAACUACUGAAAAACGCCAUUCAGCAAGCCAAUGAUCCGUCCCAUAGCACAAAUCGCUAUGCAAGACUGUCCGAGUCUACGCCAGUGCUAUCUCAAAUCGAUCAGCUUGCACAACUUGCCAAUACACUACGAUUACGGAAUAACCCAUCUAAAAUUGCGCGGAAUAAACGUUACAGUCGGAGAUCACGAUCUUGCAGUGAUACGGAUGAAUCGUUGAGUAGUGAAGAGUUUUCGUAUCGAAGAGCCAGAUAUCGUUCUGCACUACCGACCACCACUAAAACCUUCUCAACAACCUCUUCAAGUGGUAUCAGUACCUCUAAUGCCAGACUUCUGCAAAAAGGAGAUCAACUGUCAUCGCUGGACAAUGAUAAAUGCAAUAAGGCGACAACAGCUCAGGGAUGUUCUGAUGAGGUACCGAAGAACACAACUGGGAAAGAAUCGAGCAACAUUGUAAAGAAGGAGAACGCAGAACAACAAGAGAAUCAGCGGAACGCAUCGAUGCAAUCGCCAACCUCAUGCUUCAGCACAACUUCCGAUUAUGACAGCAAUCGUGAAGUGUACGAUUCGGCAUCUUGCUACAGUUUCUCGGCUGCAUCUUCCAUUAAUUUCAAUACUCCUGAGGACAGACAAGAUUCAUCAAAACGUUCUCAUAGCUCACCGCAACUGUCUGCAAACGAACAAGCUCAAUCGAAACUACCGAGCAAACGUAAUUGCGAAGCGAGAAACGAUGCAAAUCCAACAGCACCUGCAACUGACAGUGUGACCACAAGUUCGUUUAAAACUAACACUAUCGAUCCGCCUCUCCAAGAAAUCCCGAAACCAUCAAAAGCUGUUAGAGCAGAAGCAGCUACUCACCCACAACUAGCACAGUUUUGCAGUGAUAGUCUUCCACCGAUUUCGCCUAGAUCCUUAACCUCUCAUAACGAUUUCAAUCCACUGCCAUCCCCCCUUUCAACAACAAUUUAUGAGAAAUCCAAAAGCCACUCAUCGAAUCUAUUUUCGAAACUUCUCAAACAAGUCCAAAAACAUCUGAAAUCACCACCCGCUGCAGCAUCACCAACAUCACUGCAAUCCGAUAUUCAAAAUGCGCAGCAAAAUUUCGAUGCCUUCUAUCGAAACAAAUCAAAAACUUUCUCUAAUAAGCACAAUCGCAGAAGUCUACCACUUCCUCAAUAUCAUGCGUACGAUGUUGCUGAUCAAAUGCAAACAUUUUACAAUUCAAACGAAACCCAACUGGACUCAAACACCCGAGCAUUUUGUUUAAUGCGAGGAGGACAGCAUCAAUUUCCGUCUAAUCCGAGCUACACGCACCAAAUCUCGGGUAACAAAACAAAUGUGACCCAUACAAAUGAUAAUACUCAAAUUCCAGACAACAGCAACUCUGCUGACCGAAACGAAAUCCUCAAAAUGGAAGCACAUCGUCGGUUUAGUGCCAGUUUACAUAAUAUCCACACUCCAGUACAGAUCAACACUGAUCAUGCUAAUCAUCAAAACAUCAAAACAUCCGGUAUAACGCACGCAAAAUCAAAGAGCUCUGAUGCAAAUUAUUUGAUGCGUGAGCAAAAAAAGUCUCGUGAAAAACCAUUGAUUGAUUCCAUCCUUUCUGCUAUAAACCCCAACUCGAAACGACACAGUCAACGUCCGGUGUCCCAUUCAGUGAACAUGACAACUGCCCAACCGAGUGGUCAAAAUGAAUUUGCCGAACGCGCACCGGCGAUUCGACGUUCUUCACGAACUCUGUAUCGUCCUAACGCAUCCGCUUAUACCGUCAUCACUGCGAAUAGGCCAGAGCAGCCAGCAAUGCCUUCGGCCGGUUGUGAUAUCAAUUUCAAUCCGUGCUCGUUCCAGACAUUCUCGGCUAAACCACCUAAACAUCCCAAUUCCCAACCAACCAGUAGCACUUUCUGGAAAUACAGAACAUUAUCGGCACCGAACAGACAUAUGCAAAUGGCCUACGAUGGCGAUCCGCGGAAAUGUCAACGCUUGAACACUCACCACCAUUCUGGUAAUGCGUUCGAAGCCAGCGAAAAAUCGAAACAUGACUUCUUCCAUCACACGGCGAGAACUGGCCACGCAGAGAUUUUGGAUGCGAAUACGAUGGUGAGACGAUCGAUGCAACGUCCACGAUCGUCCAUACUCCCGAUGGUAUCAGAAGCUUCCGAUAACUUCAUGGAUCCCCGAUGGCAAGCUAGCGGAUACCAAACGUUUGGUGAUUUCAGCGAUGGUCUGAAGAAGAGGUCGGUUGAUGCUGCUGGCUGCUUAGAAACCGAAGAUGAAGUGCUCCAUGUGCUCAUGAAUAGUUCCGAUGUGGAAUAUAGAAUCGCAGAAGGUUAUGGCAGUGAAACGUGCCAAAGCAGUUGA